AUGAUUGGGUUCUCAACGCUGACGGGUAAACUGAAAAAACGGGCAGAUGACACGGGUCAAGCAAAGAAGGAAAAGGACAAAGAAACUUUUUCGGAUCACAGCGUCAAGGCUUCCGUCAGCCGCUCAACCACUCUCGUCUCUUCCAUUAGCAUUGGCGCUGUGAGUUUUCCAAGAACUCUUUUUGAUAAUAUUGCGAAAUGAUCCGAUUUUAUUAAUGAUAUGAAGCUCGAUCUUUUAAAACAGAAAAAGGCUGUUUUUCUCAAUUUUUCGCUGAAUUUCGCUUGGUCAUCAUUUCCCUCACGGUUAUAGUCAAUUUUUUUUGGAUUCGAAAAUCAAGAUAGCUAGAUUGGCAAAGGUUACGUGUGCGUCGCGAAUUUAGGCGGUGGACUCGAGGUCAAAUGUACUCAUGAAAAAAACAUUCAAAAAAAGUUUUUUUAUCAUUUUUUUAUUCUUCUAUUUUUGUCCGACUAAAUGUUUUGAAACCAUAAAAAAAUAUAUUAUGAAAAAAACUGUCAAAAUAGGAGUGAAAAAAAUGAUGACUCGAAUUUGACGAGUUUCCCGCCUAAAAGCCGCGCCGCACACGCAACGCUUCACCCUUUCUAAUAAACUCAUUUUGCUAUUCAAGUCUGAAAGGAGUGACUAAUAGUAUUUUCAAAUUAUCUAGAAAACCGUGUUCAACUUUUUCGUUUGGCAAGAAUUCCUCAAUCAUCUGAUUAUUUGACGACCCACCCUUCUCCUUCGUUUGAUACGAUACUCAAAAAAAAGCUCGACGGAAAAGAGCGGGGAAGAGUUUGAAAUAAAUGAUCAAUUUUAUUUUUCACAAUUACUUGCAGCUCCUGGGGACUGAAAAACAAUCAGAACCAGACUCGAAACUCAUAGCUUUUCUCUCCCAUCUCUCCCAUGGGCUCAUUCUCACUUCUUUUUCCUGCUUUUCACUGAGUAGUUAAUUUUUUUGAAGUUUUUUCCAUUCAGAAUCUUCUCAAUUCUAGCCUUCAUUUUUUAUAAAAGAUUCGAAAUCGAUUGAGGUUUCAAAGUUAAGUUCUUGUCGUCAAUAAUAAGUUUUUCUGAAAUUUUUUUUUUCUGAAGCACUGAAAAAAAAACAAAGGCGGCUAAAAAUUUAUAUCAUCUAUCAGUAUUAUAUAUUCCUUCUCUCUACAUUCUUUGACGAGGUUCUAAUUUGAAUUUAAAUUGUCAUCCAGCAGCCCGAACUUUUUUCUUUCUAUACCAUUCUCGUUUUUUUAAUUUUUCGGAUUUUUUUUCUCGAGUUUGACAGUUUUAGUUUCAAACACUAUAUUUGUCUUGAAGUUCAUUAUUCUCUAUAAUUUGACAAGCUGAAACCGCAAUAACAGUUGCUCUAAAAAAAACAGCUGUGGCGGAGGAUAUAUGCGCCUAUAGUUUACUCUGCUCUCCUUCGCGAUCUGAGAAGAAAGGCAGAGACUAAAAACGUCAUCUGCGAGGAGCGUAGCUGGUGUAGUACAACAACAUCGCGAUCAAUUGGUACACUGUCCUCGGAGCACAUUUGCAUAUCUUAUUAGGCUGUUUGGUUGUCUUAGGUUGCUCAGAAGCUGGGGAGACGAUACUUUCAAUUUUCCUGUUUUAUAUUGAGUCAGUUUGAAAAAAUGUCCAAAAAUGUUUGAAGCUGGCCUUCAUGCAAUCCAACACCAACUGCUGUGGGGAACUAGUUUACGAAUUUUCCCCAUUUUGAUAAUUGAUCUUAAAAGUUUUUCAUGUCAUCAGCCACGGAGUGAAGAGUUCAUUAAAUCCAACUUAUUUUUCCCGAAAAAUUGAUUCUUAGGAAGCAUUCAAAAAAAUCUGAUUUAAAAUUACAUUCUUUUUAAUAAUUUUUGACUUGAACAAGGUUCUUUGUGACUUCACUUUUUUUCAAUUCAUAUCAUGGUUAUCGAUUGACGUAACUUUUUCAAAACGUAAAUCAUAAAGUAUCAGAAAAAAAUCAACAACUCAAAAAGUUUUUUUGGAAGUAUUCAAAAUUCAUUCUCAAUCUUAGUAUACUCCUGAUGAAUCUUCGCAAAUUUCUUUCAAAAUGUUUUUGAAGAUUUUUUCGCGCAUGUUUAGGUCUCUUCUGUGACUCAGAAUUGGAGAGAAAUUUCCGUUUUGAACAGAAUUUUUGAGUUUUCUUCAUUCCAAUUCAUUCAUAUUCUUCCAAGACUCACUAUACCUCCAGCAACCAGUUUCUCUGUUCAAUCGUUUGCCUCUCCCAAUAGCUUUUGGCAUCAGACAAUGAACGGCGUGCCGGCAGGAAAUAACAAAAUUUUGUGAGGUUUUUCCUGCAUUCGACUAAAAAAACUCAGGCAGAAACAACCAUUCAAUCGGUCUUGCAAAGCUCCCGCGAGAGGUUUUUUCUUCGUCUCGAGGCCUCGCCGGCCGGAGUAUUAACCUUUUUGCAGCACUAUUGACACCAUCCCUUGGGGUUUGCGACUGCGACGCGGCUUUUGAUUACUUUUUAGCGGCCCCAAAGCAGAUGAAGGGUCAAGGAAACUUUUUUGAUGAAGUCCUGAUCGUGUGAAUGAAAGUUGAAGAAAAAUAAUUUAGGGAACAUUUGAAAAAUGCAAUUUAUUCAACGAUGGAAAAUGAAUUAGAAAAAAGCUGGAAAAUAAUUUGCGAUCACUUGUUGAAAAUAUCAGCUGGCUUCUGAUAUGUUGAUUAACCGUCAGUUUCUUAGCAGGAAUUCUUUUAUAGAUCACUUUUAACUUUUUCAAAACAAAAAAAUAUCAAAAAAAUGAGAAAAUUUAUUUAAAUGAUUGGUCAAUUGAAACUCAAUUUUCUCUUGAACAUGAUAACAAGAAUCAAGUAUUCCAACUUCAUUUCAAAACCUGAAAGAAGAGAAAUCUCGUUUGGAAUUCUGAAAACGGUACUCUGUAGAACAACGCCCUUUGUGUUUCAUUCCAAUCAGGGCAAACAAAAACUAUCCCUCUUUUGUGCAGAAAAAAAAGGGAAACUGAUCCCUAUGCAUCACUUGCACAUGUUUCUAAAAUAGAGGUUUUGUGUGGGGUCAAGUUGAAACUGAACUAUGAAAAUUCGAUUUUUCGAGUAUUCAACUGAGAAACGGAGAAAUGAUUGAACGCGUGAAAUUAAUAGCUCGCGGAUCCGCUUAUAAAAUGUGAUUUCUGCCCUUUCAUUUUCGAAGCUUGGUUUCCGAAAACCCCUACCUUCUCAUGUUACAUGUGAAGCCGUUCCAUUUGACAGCUCAUCGAAUCCAUCAAUGAAAAUACAAGGCGAAAAAUGGCUGUCUCAAGGACAUUUAGCCGAGUGACGCAGCGGGAGGUGCUGCUUGCCGUUGUUCCUUCUGUUGUUUGCCUUUGGCUCUGAAAUUGAAAACGUGUCAGUGCGCGAGUUGAGCCCGCAAGACCUUCCAAUGGAACAGAAAGGACUUAUUUGCCUUGAAAGAGAUAUCUUAUGAACAUAAUUAACUUUUGAGUUUAUUUUUUCAUGUGUAGCAAGAGCUUGAAAAAGCGCUUAGUUGGGAAAAUUUCAUCGGAACUUUUAAAUAUCCUGCGUAAAUUUUUUUACUUCACAUCAUUUUGCUCCGAAACUUCCGAAAUUUGUCAUCUCUCAAAACUUCCAUUGAAUAGGUAAAAAAGGGCGAAAUUCGAAAUAGACUCGAGAGAAUCAGUUUCGUGACCUUCCAGUGGUAAUUGGAAAUUAAUUCCACCUGGUUAAACUUCGUUUCGUCCAAAACUCUUCAUGCCUUAAUUUCGGUUUUCAAAAAGUUUGUGAAAAAUAGUCAAGCUCCUUUUUGAACUAAGCGUUCAAAAAAUCAUUUCAAUGAAACAGGUUUAACUGCGCUCCUAUCCUCGGAAGUUCUUAUCAUUCGAUUACACUUACUUUUUUUCCGACUGCUAUAUUUCCUGUCUCAUCAUAAAUUUCCAGGAACCCGUGGUUCCCACAACCAAACCACUGGCUUCCCACUUCAAAGAUGCCGAGCUCUCCGGUCGACUUGAGCUCCGCGGCUCAGGGCUCCACGAGUUCCCAUCUGAGCUCUUCGACAACGUCGACAUGCUCGACCUGGUUUUUCUCGGUUUGCCUUUUUUCUGUCGGUUUUUUUCACUUUUUUUUUCUUUUUUUGAAUUACAAAGGGCAGUAAAUCGUUGCCUCAUCUUUGUUUUACGAGGUCUAAUGCAUUCCGGUAGCCAAUGCUUUUUCAAAGAGCGUAUUUCCGUUCGUUUGGAGCCGAAGCUUUUUUUCGAUUUGACGAGCUGAGGCCCAUGCAAAACUCAUUUUCGCUGUGUUCGUGUGGGAAAUUGAGCUCGUUCCACCGAUGUAAUGGUCCUGAAAUAGCGAAGCAAAAAAGAUUGAAUAAUUAUUGAUGUCAGAGAAAAUCUAGCAGAAUUCCAGGGAUCCGAACCGGAAUCAACUUGUACUUUUCAGAUGUGAGCGAGAAUCAAAUCUUCAAAUUCCCCAACGAAAUCCAAUUGCUUGACUGUCUAAAGACCUUACUGGUCCGAGACAAUAAACUAAUUUUGUUCCCGCAACCAAUUUGUACUUUGGAGCAACUUAGUUAUCUUGACCUCAGGUUAAUAAAGUUUCCUGGUUCGUAUUGAUUUGAAAAUUUUAGUUUCAAUAAACUCGCCGAGGUGCCGAACGAGUUGUUCCAGCUGCCGCUCAAAACGUUAAUUCUUGCCGGAAAUCGAAUCACGACGAUACCCAAAUCAAUCAACGAGGCCGCAGGAACGCUCAACUGGCUGGUAAGUUUGUAAUAUUUAUGUCAGGGUGGAAAAUUGUAGAAUUGAAAAGGAAAAUAUUGGAAAAAUUGGGCUCUGAAAGGAAUUGGGUGUUUACUUAUUUUUUCACCAAAAUUCAAAAUAUUUGGAAAACUAUGAUUUCAAUUUUUCAAAAAGUAAGAAACAAUACUAACGAUGUUUUACAGAUAGCUGCUAAUCCAAACUUUUCAUUUCGAUUUAACCUUCUCUAUUUGUGUCGAUGAUUUCGGUUUGAAAAUAAGAUAUUACCUGAACGAAGAUUGAUAAGCAAAGACUUUUUUUUUCAAAUAAAUGACAGACGAUAAAAAUCUAAGCGAAGUUUUAUUUUAUGAGAAAACUUCUAUCAGACGCACAGGGACUUCCAACUGUCAACUGUCAACUUUCACGUUUCCUAUUUUUUUUACCUUCGAAAUCAGUUUCUAAUUUCCAGGACUACUCUUCAAACGACUUGACUUUCCUGCCGACCUACAUCCGACAUCUGAAAGAACUUCGCGUUUUGAACGUGUCAAACAACAAAAUCGACGAGAUUCCGGCGGGUAACGAGCUGUUUAUGAGGUCCAUCGUGAAAAUGACGAUUUUCCUGCAGAGAUCUGCUCGAUGCAGCUGCGAAUGUUGGACCUCACGGACAACCGCAUAACGGUCCUUCCGCGGGAACUCGUCCAGAUGCAGCAGCUGCAGACGAUUUUAUUGCAGCGAAACCGAUUGGAGCAUCCGCCGCCGGAAGUUUCUGAAAAGGUUAUUGCCUGGAGGUUUUUUUUCUGAGAAUGGAGACAAGAGAAAGCUGGUCAUGAAUAGAUGGAAACAAGAUGAAAACAUAAUUGAAAAUUAAGUUUAUUUUCCCUCGAUGAAAAAGUUUCAUGAAAAAGGAACGUAUCCAUGGUCGCAUAUAGAAUGGCUCGAUUUUCUACUGCCGCAGUGAGGCUAUUUUAAAUAGCGCUGAGAACUGAAAAACGAACCGCCGAGAGAAAAUCAGCAAAAUUACAACAAUGAAACUAUCUGUGGAGGUUUACCAAAGUUCAGUAAACCCUAAACUUUUUUUCCAAAUAACGUCUUUCAAAAACUUUAUCUCUGACCUUUCAAACUUGCAAUUUGCAACUUUGCAGGGAGUUGCUUACCUCUUCAAAUGGCUUCUCAAUUGUAAAACAGUGUCGACCGCCAGAACAUUGCCAAGAACUCCAAGUAGUUACAAGUGAGCCGAAGAAUUUGGCUUUUCAUCUGAAAAAACUUACUAUUCAGAACCAGCAUUGACCUUAAAACCAUCACUUAUAAGCAGGAUUCCAAGCCGCAGGUAAUUGUUUUUUCUUUGACUCAUUUCUGGGGAAAUUUUUGUUGUAAGUAGGCUAGCGAGUAAUCUUCUGCAAUAGACGUUAGACACAGUAAGCAAUACCCUUUGAAAAAUCAUAACAUGUCUUUUAAUUCUGACAUUUUUUGGUUAUUUCGACAAAUAGCUGACUCGCGCACGGUUUUGCAGGUGAAGAGUUGAGCACGUUGAAUUGUCUUGAGUAGCUAGAAAGUGUGAUUUCUUUUUUCGACCUACCUCUCUUCCAUUUUUCCCUUUUCUAUCGAGCAUGUUUUUCGUGUUUUUUUUUCUAACUUUUCUCCACCCUUUUAAACAAAGAAACUAAUUUUGAAGGAAAUCUCCGAGCCAAAAACUACAAUUGUUACCGACGUCGUCCGUGUUGCGCGACAUCCCAGCAUCCGAAAUGUUCAGGUAAAAUAUCUCAGAAAUUCCAAAAUGAGGAUAAGCAAAACUCUGAGGGUUAGGCUCACACUCGCCUCCGCGUUCAUUUGAAAGCUAAUACAUAUAUUUUUCCCAUAUCCAGAAAAACUAAAAACUGACUCCAAAGUUUUUCCUUGUAACUCUGCUUGUCUAACUCUUUCCAUUUUUUUAAGUAACACCUUUGGAAAGUAACAAAAAGUUUGAAAAAAAAAUUUUUUUGGAGGAAUUUCUAAAGACGGAAAAACUUGAGAAGCAAUCAACUCUCAACGUUUUUUUCUGGUGUAAAUAUUAAAAGCUUUCUCUGAGUCUUGUUCAUGAAACGGAUGAACUAUCAAACCCUAACACAGUUCGAAUUUUCCGAAAGUUUACUGUUUUUUGCUUUCAAAGCCUAAUCUUAUAAUAUCGAGUAACGCUUUGCAGAUUGUGAACAACGGGAGUGCCCCUGAGAAUGGAAAUAUAACGCGAAAUGGAGAGACGCCGACUGGAAAAGGUCGUUUUAAUGCUUCAUUAACAAUUAAUCGAACCGCAGUAAUAAUCCUUGUUUUGGUAAUCGAAAUCUUUUCCAGAAAACAUCAGAACCACUCCAGUGCACGUCGCCAGUUGCGCAGAUGACGCAGCAAAUAACAACAGUCACCGUGCGACAAAUACCAAUCUGUCCAACGGAACUGCUGGUUCGUUGAAUAAAACUUGCGUGAACUCUGAAAAAAUGAAUAAAAUCAUGGUAAAAUCAAAAAACUUCUUUCGAAGACUUUGUGACCAGAGUGAGAUUUUUUAAAUUUUUUUCAAUUUUUUUCUUGACUUGAAAGAGGAGAUGGGUCUAUUGAUAAAAAGUGGAGCGUUGCGUACGCGACGCGGCUCUUAGGCGGGAAAUUAGAGGUCAAUUGCGAGCCACGCUUUUUUUCAGAUUUUUUUCUCUAUAUUAUAGUUUUUUUCGAUACUCUUGAUUUUUUUAAUUUUUUUGCGUUGAAAAAAAGUUUUUUGAAGAAAUUAAAGAAAAAAAUUAUAAAUUGUUUCUAUCUCCAUUAGUUCAUGAUCGCGUUUGACUUCGAAGCCCCCAACAAAAAGCCGCAUCGCGUACUUAACGCUCACUUUUGCUUUACCCUUGUCGCCUUUCGAGCCGCGAAUGAUUGGCUAUACAGAAAAGCCUUAAUUUUCCUUCAAAUAAGUUUCUUGCAGUGAGAAAGCCAACAUCUCGAGUUGCCCCAAUGAUCAAAGGUCCCACAAAGCUGAACACCGUGUCAGCGUCUCAAAUGGUCAGAAAAAGUGUCAUUUUUGUCUCUAAAGUUUCUUUUUCAAGAAGUCUACCGGCGUGAAAAAGCAUUUGUCGUCUCCGCAACCAGUCUCAAAAGUGAGCGCGGUGCCCAAAGGUUGGCCGGAGCAUUUCUGAACUUGUAGUUUCCUUUUUUUCAUUUAUAGCGACUAAUGGAACAGGAGCAACAAGUCGAGUAGCUCCGGUUAAGGACCGUAAAUCAGAAGAAAUGAAAAAACCUGUAAUCACCACCACGGCUACCAGUGAGUUCCUUCAUGGUUAUAUUUUUAUACUUCAAAGUACUGCUGAGUGUUUGUCAAAAUAAAUAUUUUUGAGUCCUCCUAGCCUAAAAGCCCUGAGUCAUUUCAGGUUAUCGAAAACAUCAACGAUCAAAAAGCACUAUAUCUAUUCAAGUCUCCGAUUUUUCAGGAAUAGCUUCGAAGACCAACAGCGAAAUCGAUGCCGCUAGAAAACUUCUCCGUGACAAAUUAGGAGUCACGUAAGUGAAAUUUUUGGAUUUCUCUGAAGAUGGCUCAAAUGUUAGAAAGUUGAAAAAUCUGAAAAUGUUCUAAACGACUUUAAAAAGUUUAAAGACCAAAGCUUGCUUAUAAUAUUUAUAGCACUUUUAAUCUAACUAAAAAAUAUUUGCAGUUAUGCCGUUAACCGUGGUGAAGCAGCAUUCGGAGCGCAGUUGAGCGACGGUUCAGACCUUUGCCGCUUCUUGAACAAAAUUCACCCUGACGCGGUGAACAUCGCCACGUCUGCUGAUUUUGUGAGUUUCUUCAAAGUUUCUCAAUCGAAAACAGAAACAAAAGUCUGUCUAUGCCCAUUUUUGAAAUGUACAAGAUCAAAAAUUUUUAAAAAAAUGAGAUUCUUCCAAAACUGAAAGACUACCUUUUUCCCCCAAUAAUCAAAAAUUUUUAUUUGCUAAUGGAAGAAAAAGGAACAGAAAAAAACUAUUGAUAUUGCAAUAACUUUUCAAAAUUACAGCCUCUUGUCACAAACCGCAGCAAAACUAACGUGGAGCGAUUUCUGCAGUAUUGCAAACGCAGUGGAGUUCCAGAAGUAAGGAGCGUUUGAAUAGACAUCGAAGCAACAUAUUUGAAUUCCAGAGCGAGAUGUGUUCAGCAACAGAUAUCCUCAACCGGAGGAACACCGCCAAGCUCGCCCACACCGUCCUCAGCGUCUCCAAACUUCAAGCCAAUUAG
Messenger RNA from Caenorhabditis auriculariae, 8895 nucleotides. Lineage: Eukaryota; Metazoa; Nematoda; Chromadorea; Rhabditida; Rhabditidae. The record is from the annotation of a GenBank genome assembly.